GGCGGUGGAGGGAGAGGGGAGAUGACCAGAGGAGGGAGGAAGACAGAAGGAGAGGUAGGAAAGAGUGUCCGUGGAGUAGAGGACAGUGGAUCCAGGGCUGCGCUUCUUGGGGCUGCUCCUGGGCCUCCUGAAACCUAACCGGACAGAAGGAGCAGUGGCGGCCUCAGAGCGCUGCCCUCCCCGCGGAGGGCACUUCGGGAAUGCAGCCGCUCCCGCCGCCUGUGCCUGGCCCUCUGGCUCUGCUGGAUACCACAGAGGGUUUUGGAAGGAGGAAGAAGAUCUCUCUGUGGUUUGUGGGCUCUCUGCUGCUGGUGUCCACGCUCAUCCUGACCAUCGGCCUUGCUGCCACCACCAGGACAGAGAAUGUGACCGUGGGCGGCUACUACCCAGGGAUCAUCCUGGGCUUUGGGUCCUUCUUGGGAAUCAUUGGCAUCCACCUGGUGGAGAAUAGAAGACAAAUGCUGGUGGCGGCCAUCGUGUUCAUCAGUUUUGGUGUCGUGGCGGCAUUCUGCUGUGCCAUAGUCGAUGGCGUGUUCGCAGCACGGCAUAUCGAACCAAGACCUCUCAGCGCAGGAAGGUGCCAGUUUUACUCCAGUGGGACCGGGUACUUGUAUGAUGUCUAUCAGACAGAGGUCACCUGCUACUCUCUGAGUGGAAGGUGCCAGCUGAAAGUGAGGAGCAACACGUGUUACUGCUGUGACCUGUAUGCUUGUGGGAGCACAGAGUCCUCGCCUGCCUACUAUGAAUUUGUGGGUGUGCGGAGCUGCCAGGAUGUGAUCCACCUGUACCGGCUGCUCUGGGUGUCCACAGUGCUGAAUGUCCUGGGCCUGUGCCUGGGCAUUAUCACAGCGGCAGUCCUAGGAGCCUUCAAGGACAUGGUCCCUCUGUCUCAGCUGGCCUAUGGCCCAUCUCCACCUCCUCAGAUCCUCUACAACCCUGCCCAGCAGAUCCUAGCCUACACUGGCUUGUGCCCUCCAUCUAUGACUGUGCCAACCUGUUCCUCCUACCCUCUGCCACUUCAGCCCUCCAGUGCCCUGCCGGCCUCGUCCUCUGCUGACCUCUCUCGGCCUGAGGACACAGAGUCUCCCUCCCAGUGCAGCUCCAGCCAUGGGCAUUCUCCUAAUGCUCCUUCACUCUGCACACCAACCUACUUCCUCCCGGGGGAGAAGCCUCCCCCCUAUGCGCCCUGACACGGAGGCAGUAGAUUAAAAAGAGCUUGGUUUGGGGGUUGCCAGAAAUAAAACAAAAAUUAUAAAGCCAUCCGUCAGAAGCCUGCUUCCGCAGCCAGCCUCGUAGAGGAUUCAGAAAGUAUCUCGAAGCUGUGCACUUCUCUUGGACACACCCUCCGCCAGCACAGGCCAGGACCAGAGGUGGAAGCAGAGCCGGCCGGGUGGCCCAAUGGCACCUCUGCUGUACCCCUCCCCCACAUGAAGACAGCAGCAAACCAUACUAGACCCUAGUCCCAUCAUCCAGAAGGGCUUCUCUGCACCUGCCGUCACUCACAGCUGCGCCAUCCUUAGUCUCCUUGGUUAUCAGUUGCUAUUACCCUGCAAAGGAAAGGGAGCCAGGCAUCUCUUUGGGUGAAGAUUGUUCCUUCAGGAAAUGCGUUACAGGUUGACUACUUCUGUGAGCACGUCCCCGAGAAGGAACAGACAAAACCACUUCUGUGAGCAUGUCCCCAAGAAGGAGCAGACCAAACCCCUGAGCUCUACUUUUCUGAUUUGAAGGAAAACAAGCUUGGAGUAGAUACCUAAAGCUACUUCUAGAGGCCUUUGAGUUCUGCCUCUGCGUAAGAUCCACCUUUUGGUGGACUCCAAAUCUCACCCUCAUUUUUCCCUGUGGUGCUCUGCUGACUUGUGGCCACUGGUUUAUUCAUUAAUUAGCUGUUGCGUGGACACUGGGGCCUUUCUUCCCCCUCUUGAUGAGGUCCAGAACUAGCAGGUGGGGAUGGAGGACCAGUCUGUGAAGAUGCAGUUCCUGCGCCCCCUGCUGGUCAAGGCCACUCUGUCCAGCAGCUCUCACCAGGGCAGGCUAGAGAGGUUUUCUAAACAGGGUUUCCCACAAAGGCCCACAACACAGGUCCAUGUAGGAAGGUGACGGGUCUGUCUGUGGAGAAGAUGUACUGCAGCUGCUCACCGAUCCCUGAAGGGCUGAGACAGCUACCGGUUGCUGAGGACUGGUCACUGUGCACUCUUCAUUUUAUUGAGAAAGUAUCUUGGUUUCUAUUUGAUGCUGACGGACCUUGGAUCUAGCACAGUCUUGCUUCCCUACAACAUCCAGGAGCUUGGCCUUAGCCUCUCUAUAACCCUGGACCAAUAUCAAACAAUAUUCUGCUGACUUAUAUUUACACCAAUGUAUAUACUAGGCUAUUUAACACCUCUUAGGACUCCAGUUUCAGAGGCAAUUGUGAACAGCUCCUUAGAAUUGAACCUGGAGGCAACAGGACAAAAUCCUCUCUAUAUUUGGAGGGGGCCUUGGGCACUGCUCCUUGAUGGGGUCAGGGGCGAGUUGGCUCUGGUCCCUGCCUUACAUCUACCCAGCAUGCACAGUCAAGCAGCUCUACCAAGGGGCUUGGACAUGCCACCGUGCUGGCUGUGGAAGAAGUAUCCUACACAGCGACGGCAAGACUCCUGUCACUUGUGGGGGUGAGGUUCAGGAUGACUAGAAUGACCAGAGGCACAGAGAUGCAAGGAGCCGCAUAGUAGGCUGCUGUUUUACAGGACUGCGCCAAAGAACACGUCAUCCAUGUAAUGACCGCACAGAGAAGAGCCAAGGCCUGGAGGCUGAUGGGAGGAGGGUUUCCAAGGCACUGGAGCCUCCUUGGUGCAGGGCCCCCACACUUCCCUAUUUACUUUGAUAUUACAGUACCCCAGUUUUGUAUUCAGUAGUCCUGGGCCCAAUGGGCUCGACUUCUGAACUUCCUGAAGCUGGCCCCCAGGUCUCUGAAGAACAACAGAACUGCAUGUCUGGGUAUAGAGCCUAUGCCCACUGGAGGCAAGAACUAUUGAGAAACGUUGCAUGCCAAGGUCAAUAGUUUUGUUCAUUGCCACAAAAAUGUCUUCCUCCCUUGUCUUGGAGAAUGGUAAGGUUCUGUACCCUAGUCUCCAGAACUGCCCUCAUAAGCCACACUAACCUGCAGUGUGGACCAGGCUGGGAAGCCAGCUGGAGCCUGCAUGCUCAGUGGCUUCUGGCCCAGCCAGCCCUUGAUGGCUUUGUCUCUCUGAAUGCCACCUGAGGGUCUGCUCUGUGUUUGGUUUCUGCUCUGGUUAGCGAGAUUUGCUUACGGCCACCCGUUUUGUCAUUGAAUCUAUCUCUUGCAUCUGCUUUUGGAUCGAUGGGAGAUGGGGUUGUCCUGAGUCUGCAGUAUGGUACCAGCUGACGACUCGCAUGAGUGUGUAUGGUCAUGUAUGUGGUGGGCCAUGCCCCACUGGUGAGAGACACUGGGCUAAGCUCUUCUGCUUCAUCAGAUGAGCCUGCCUGAGUCAGGGUUCCACUUGCACCCUCUCCUCUGUGGCUCACAGAACCCUUAGAGCUCUGCUUCUCAAGACCUAGUAUCAAUAGCCUGGUAAAGGAUGGCAUGGAUCCACAGACACGCCUCUGUGUGCACAUCCUUGUUGAUCAGCAGAGGAUGCUCUGUCGGGCCUGCCUGGGUCUCCUCCUUGCUUCUCUCUCAGGUGGUCACUCUGUCAGAUUUGUAGGAAGUCAUUGUCUGUUCUGGACAGGGACCCUGCGAUCCUGGGUGUCGCCCCUGCCUUCAGUUAGAGCACAUAGCAUUCCUUUAUGUUUAAAUGCAUCAUCAAUCUGCGGGCUUUGUGAUAAGAAAUACAGUGAAGUGGUCUCCUGCCCUGAAA
Molecule: messenger RNA, 3851 nt
Organism: Peromyscus maniculatus bairdii (prairie deer mouse)
Lineage: Eukaryota; Metazoa; Chordata; Mammalia; Rodentia; Cricetidae
Gene: Tmem255b
Product: transmembrane protein 255B
Source: RefSeq, a predicted model, not a curated record